CGUGCUGUUGUUUUGAGCAGUUCAGUGCCACGUGCUCCGAACAGUUGGACUUUUCAGGUCAGCUGUGCACAAGUUGUGGGUGUUCGGUUUCAGGAAGUUAGAGCGUUCGUUAUUAUCCAGUGUUUUAAGCUGCAGAAAUGGGCACGUACAGAUAAAGGAAAUGUGUUACUUUCAUUUGUUUAAUUCCUAAUCGCGUGUGAAAAUCAUAAGCUCAUAAAGGUUUAAAUUCAAAUCAGUGCAGACCUGUAGCUACCGGAGAGCAUGCGGGGGAUGUUUGCAACUUAUGAAGAGGCACUGCUUUCUUUUUUAAGGUGAUAUCGAGGUGUGGCACCAGUUUUCAGACAGAGCUCCAUUAACUUUUCGGAUACAGGAGUAGCAAUGGAUCCACCAUCUGUUGAUAUUCCCACCUAUGUUGAGAUAAUUAUACUAGUGUCCUGCAUUCUCUCUUUCUUGGGCUCCUUCCUUAUCAUCACCACCUAUAUUACCUGGCCUGAGUUGAGAACCAAACCCCGGCAACUGUUAGUGUUUCUUUCUGUAACCGAUAUGCUGUCGGCAAUUUCCUACUUCUAUGGGGUCUUCAUGAGUUUUGACAGUAAUAGUUGGGAUUGCGUAACCCAAGGAGCGGUGUCUACUUUUGCAAAUACCAGCUCAUUUUUCUGGACGGUUGCAGUUGCUAUUUACUUGUAUGUAGUAAUUGUUAAGGCUAACAAGAAGGUUGCGGACGGCUUGGUUGUAUGGUUCCACCUCAUAUGUUGGUGUGUGCCGCUUCUGAUCACAGUGACAGCAGUGGCGCUGAAGAAGAUCGGAUAUGAUGCAUCGGCUGUUUCAGUUGGCUGGUGCUGGAUCCGUAUAGAUGCAGGUGAUCACAUGCUUUGGAUGCUGCUGACUGGAAAGAUCUGGGAAUUUAUUGCCUACAUCUCCCUGCCCGUUCUCUAUAUCCUUAUCAAAGUACACAUCCAUACUGCGCACUCUGCACUAGCUGAAUACCGCCCUCUUCUAGUCAGGACUUCAAGUUACCAGUCUAGUUCGUCGAUUGCAGAUAAGAAGCUGACAUUUAUCCCCAUCAUAUUUAUCAUUUUGCGGAUCUGGAGUACAGUGAGGUUUAUACUGGCAAUUUGCAACUCUACUACUGUCUGGAAUCCAACACUGGUAGCCUUGCAUGUAAGUAGCACUGUUUAA
This is a messenger RNA of Protopterus annectens (West African lungfish), 1179 nucleotides long. It is a transcript of the gene GPR157, whose product is annotated as G protein-coupled receptor 157. The record is from RefSeq and is a predicted model, not a curated record. Gene Ontology annotation, biological process: cell surface receptor signaling pathway; adenylate cyclase-activating G protein-coupled receptor signaling pathway. NCBI's taxonomy places the organism in Eukaryota, Metazoa, Chordata, Ceratodontiformes, Protopteridae. Gene Ontology annotation, cellular component: plasma membrane. The transcript is spliced from 3 exons. The coding region runs from base 379 to 1179 and encodes 266 amino acids. Gene Ontology annotation, molecular function: cAMP binding; G protein-coupled receptor activity.